AUGAUUUCGCAUGGUGCCAUGAUGACCUCACAACCACGCCUCCAAGAAAGGAGAUUGUUGUCGGCGUUCGCAAUCGCCAUGCUCUGCCGUGGCUGCCCUACGUUGGAUAUCCGGCUGGCUGGGCAUUGGAGACCACGACCUUUGGGAGCUCUGUCAAGGGGCAGGAGUCGGGAAGGCGGCCAGCUUCUGAGCUCAAGCUGCCUGACCUUGGCAUUGCUUGUGAGAUGUGGCCAAAAGUGGUGCAGAGUCAAUGUGCGGGGGCAGGCAAGGUCUGGCCAGGGUGCCGAUUUAGCCCGCAAUCGAUGUUGGGUUUGCGAAGCCUGCGAUGCUCGAAAUUUUCCCAACGCAACGGAGUGCCAACGCUGUGGCUGUGGUCGUGCAAAACUUUCUGGGGAGAAGAGUCAAUCAGAGGGUAGAGCAAGCUCCCAGGCGUGCGGCUACUGCGGUCAGCCGUCGGGCAGCCUGUUGCCACUGCAGAUUGGGCUGAUCUGCACGGAGUGCGCGAGUGAAAAGCUGGAUUGGCAUCUACACAGACAUCCGUUCAACGGGCUCGGCUUGCUGAUGCGUUUCAUACAGCCGAGGGAAGCAAAGCAAGUCCCCAACGAAGGCGGCUGUCCUGUCUGCCAUCUCGGAAGUGAGAAGGGACACCCGUUGAUUGUCUCUCCCCACACAGGCAGGAAAGUCUCAUGCCAAUAUCGAGGCUUCGAACGCAUGCACUCUACAUUUCACACCACAUUGCUUGAGGUGACUGCACGCGAAACUCUUGCAUCGUAUGCUGGCAUUUACGUCCAUGGCUUUGGCCGCUGGGACAAGAGUACCUCCUGCGUUGACGGGCUGAUCACAUACUCUGUGCGAAGCUGCUUGGCAGUGUGCGUGGUCGAUUCAUCCUCCAGCCCCUCAAGGGCGAGCCUCCUGCACGGGCCAAUGGCAAACUGCUGGGCCAACCGUGUUGCUGAUGAAGUACAGUGGGUUGGCCGGUCCAGUUCUUUAAAAGGCCCUGCCACUGUCUAUGUCUUCAAAGGAAUGGCUUAUUGCAUCAGCUCUGAAACAUUGGUUGAGACAGAACUACGCUGGGAACUGACGGACUUAGUGCUUCCGCUAAUUUCGAAGGCUUGUCCUCCUGGAACAAGGGUUGUACUGGUGCAUGAACCCCUUUGGUGCGGUGCUCUGGCGGUGGGCUAUGAUGGUAUCUUGGCUCCGACCAUUCCGCACUUGCCACCUUACGGCACGUUCGCCAUCGAGAUGCCAGUGGAGGAUAUCACGCGAAGGCACUGUGCCUUCUAUGACAUUGACUAUUCAGAGACCGGGACCGACUUGGACAUGCAGUAUAACCUGACUGAGCAUGUGCCUGUCACCCUGCCUGUCAUUAAAGAACUCAUUGACAAGCGUGCGAAUGUGCCUUUCUUUGCACUUCCACAUUUGCCUCUUCUCGGUGUCAAUUGGCAAAGCUUUGCACGACCUGUGAUGCAGCAAAGCAAGCUGCAAUAG
Messenger RNA from Symbiodinium sp. CCMP2592, 1488 nucleotides. Lineage: Eukaryota; Dinophyceae; Suessiales; Symbiodiniaceae. The record is from the annotation of a GenBank genome assembly.